GCGGAAUACAAUCGUCCUUCGAUGGUGACUCCCUGCCAGACUAUGACGAGUUCGAUUCGGAAUCAGUGACGCUGCAAUACUUCAAGGAGAGAGGAUACCGCUGCUACUGCUGAACCCUGCCAUCGCCAACGCCUCCCCGCUAGCAAACUUCGUGCACAAGGCGGAAUCGAAGAAAAUCAAAGUGCUAUUUGCUACCCAAUUGUGUUUUUCCCGCAUGGCGUUGAAGAAAGUGAGAGUGUGAAUAUUGUGUCUGGCUUUCCGUGAAGCAACUUUGUUGGAUGCAGCUAUCCUGUGAGCGAACGACUACCGCCCGUCGCAGAGGAGCACCCAGAAAGAAACGAAAAGUUCUAAGCUGAUCCUACCAUAAUACAUCGGAGAGCUCAAACUUCGUUGAACAAGAACCAAUAACAAACAGUAAAUAGCGAUAAGACGCUGCCUGGUGUUAUUGUUGUUGCCAGAGAAAGAGAGAGAGAGAAAAAAGACGAAAACCCAGAGGCGUACGCAAAGCGAAAGCGAACCAAGCGCCCCGCGUGUGUAUGUGUGUUGUGUUUGUUUACGUUUUGCUUGUUUUCAUAAAUAAACCAUUCCGAGCGAGUGAGUGAAGUAGCUUUGCUUGUGUGUUAGCUGCUAAACGGAAACGGACUCCCGCGCUGCCCCUGAGUUUGUUUACCUAGGUAAACGAACAAAGAAACAGUGAUAACACAGACCGACUGACCGACCACGGGGGGUCGGGAACGAAAAGGUCACCGCUGACUGAUAAAUACUGAGUGGGACCAGUAUUCAUACAGAGAAAGAGAGAGAGAGAGAGAGAAAGACACCCUCUGGGGUAGGCGAAAAGGAAACGGAUACGCACAUUCUUACCAUCUACCCGGAACGAAACAGCACCGUACGUGGUCCCUCUCCUGACAGGAUGGCUCCAACGACGACGAUCGAAACCGUCACCAUCACUAGGCCGCUCAAGGUAAUUGCCUUCAUCUGUGGAGUGAUAGUGGGAAUAUUAAUGAUUCUCGCACUCACCUCCACCGAUUGGCUGAUGGCGGAGAGCUGGCGUCAGGGAUUGUUUGUGCACUGCAUCGAGGAAGAUUACUCGCCACCACUGCCGUUCAAUCUGCAGGAUCCUGCCGGUUGCUACUCCAGCCGCGAUGUCACCUACAUCAAAGCCACCGCUGGCCUUUGUAUUAUUACACUCUUCACCGAUAUUGUAGCGACGAUACUGACCGGUCUCGGGCUGAACACGCAGGAUCACAACCGCAAGUACAAGUACUACCGCGUCGCCGUGCUUGUCAUGAUGGUGGCAUUAAUCUCCCUGCUAGUGGCCCUCAUCCUUUACCCGGUGUGCUUCGCGGCAGAACUCAAUCUAGAUCCGAACUUCAUUGCAGGAAACCGUCCGGUGUGGGAAUUCGGCUGGGCGUACGGUGUCGGCUGGGGUGCUGCCAUCUUCCUAUUCGGUGCCGUCGUGCUGCUGCUGUGCGACAAGGAAUCCGAAGAGAUCUACUACAAGGAGAGGAAAAUAGUACACGACGCCUCGAUGCGAGACUAGGCCCGGCCACACGCCCUGCCCGAUGUUGUACUUUAGGCUUUUUAAACGAAAACGAGAAAAACUAAUUGUCGUUCACAAUCCUCUCAAAGAAAAGUGUUAUAGAGAUGAUGUACCAAACAGAAACCGUGAAAAAAAGGAAAAUCUAAUUACUUAGAGAACAAAAACAUGCAAGAAGCUAAAAACGAUACCUAAAUCAUAUUAAAUGUGCUCUAAACAACCGAAUGAAUGUUGAUUGCUAUCGUUGGAGCGUUCCCGAUUUUUGGCACUCGAUCGAUGAGCGAUAAAUUUUCGUUUCCAAAAUAGUCACAGGCCAGCUUCUACUUGGUUCGAGAUUUUCAUUAAGCCAAAUUGAUUGCAAGUCUGUUGCCAAGAUUUUUGUAAAACUGGAAACAACAUUACGGAAAACAAAACGUAGGGAAACUUUAGACCACACAAUCUCAGUGAAACCAAAAGUAAAACGAGCAAAACACGGUUCAUUUUUAUGUUUAGACGUUAGGCAGUUCAGUUAUAGACACUCGCUGGAAAUACUCAAAAUUUAACCUUUAAAAAAGAAGAAUUCAAACCCUGGAAUAUCAAAAGGAACCACCACGCAAGCAGGAAGACAGCAGCAGCAGCAGCAAGACCACAAUGCGGAGAAUGAACGCGAUUUUUUGAGAAGUUAUUAAAAAGCAAUUAGAUAAGCCGGUAAACAUCAAGAAUGUCGUCACGCAGCCGAUCUGAAGCAAUGAUAAGAUCUGAUUAGAUAUAUGAAACGUACAACUACAACAACAGCUACAGCAAAAGAACGUGACAUGGGCAAGGGUGAGGCGCCGUAAAACAAAACAAUGCUAAACUAGUUUAUACAAGAAACACGUAUUUAUUGAAACAACAAGGAAGAAAUAAGGAAACGACUCUAUUUAUACAACCAAAUUUUUUCCGAAAGAGAAUUCAGUAAGUGUAUCUGCGAAGAAGAUCAUGUGAAACACAUAUAACAGAAGGAAUUCAUUAGCGAACUAUAACUACUACAACUACUACUACUACAAGUACUAUUGUAAAAUAUUUACUCGACAAAUUGAUUUGUUUUUUAAGAUUUUUGUUUUGUGUUAUGAUAGUUUAAGGUUUUUAUUCUGGGAGAUAAAACACAGAAGAAAAUGUGGUCUUUCUUAUACAAGCGAAUAGUAUCGGAACGAAUUUUCUACUCUUAACAAUGGACACAGCAAAUAACUUGUAUAAACACAACCCUUUUCUCAUCACCAGAACUAAGAAUCACAGUACACCACUCUGAAAUAACAGCAAACACACUCACAUUCUGACAAAGCAGAGGAAGCCGAAAUCAACUACACUCACUCAUUUAAAAUUGAAGAACAAUGCAAUACACUCCAUAUCGAACAGUUUGUUCUAAAAACAUCAAGGACAGUAAAGAACAAAUCACAAACACACACACACACAAUAGACACACUUUUACAAGUAGUAGUUACUCUUGACUGCCUUCUUCUACAGGAUGAUGUAACGGUUGGCAUGUACGGAUUUGCAAACGAACGUUUUGUUUCUCUAGAUUGGAUUUCUAAUACCUAGAACGAUAAUAUAUAUUGUGAAAUACGGUUCACACAAAUAAUCAAAAUCAUAUCCACUUUUUUACAAAUGAAUGAAAUGCGGAAACAUCUUCCACGAAACGUCGGUCGUCGAAUGUAGACACAGAUUUACAUAGUGUAAUCAUUUUAUACUCACCCCCUUCCCAAAA
Ochlerotatus camptorhynchus is the source of this 3260-nucleotide messenger RNA. Its product is annotated as transmembrane protein 47. Lineage: Eukaryota; Metazoa; Arthropoda; Insecta; Diptera; Culicidae. The transcript has 9 exons. Gene Ontology annotation, biological process: cell-cell adhesion. Gene Ontology annotation, cellular component: cell-cell junction; membrane. The record is from RefSeq and is a predicted model, not a curated record. Bases 911 to 1540 code for a protein of 209 amino acids.